CUGACGGUUUCUCUGCCAGGCGUUGUGAGCAGUAAGCUGAUUUUGUUGCCCCGACGCUCAUCUGCAGUUCCAGCAUAUCAGAACAUACCACCCGGUGUCUUGGCGUCAGCGAGUACCAAGGAUCAUGCAAGCUGAUACGGCCAGUCGCUAGAUCCCGGCUAUGGAAGCCAUUGCAGAAGAGUACAUGGAGCUCAUCGGCACUAUCGAACCGCAACAUACGAAGAAGCAGACAAUCCCAAUGAUCUCAAGUGUCAAAAGGGAGCCUGUGACAGCAAAGGCAGUAUCAACAGCGUCCUACUGGGUCCAGAACCUGUUAUCUCCGGUGCUCUUCGACUGUGCAUUGAGUAUUCUGCUUGAUGCAGACAAUAAGAUGCAGCUUGGUAUGCCGAGGCGAAAGCCAGUCUAUGAUCUAGUUGAGAUUGGGCCGUACUCUGCUCUGCGUCGUCCGUGUCAAGAUAUACUAGAGCUUCAUUCACGAAAACUGGAAGUUCGUUACACGUCGGUUCUAUCCAAGAAUACGUCAGCCGCGAAAGGAGUGCUGGACCUCGUGGGCACGUUAUUUGCAACCGGCUAUUCUGUUUCUGUGACGAAGGCAAAUCAGCGAGGCAGCAUACCCACAAAGGCUCCAGAGUGUCUAGUCGAUUUGCCAGGAUAUCCAUUCGACCGAUCUCAAACGUACUGGCACGAAUCUCGGAUUAGUCGCGAUUUCAGAUUGCGAGGUGAAGUUCCGAGAGGUGUACUGGGAUCACGAUGUGCAGACUGGACGCCACUACAGCCAAGAUGGCGCAAGCUCAUCAACACAAGAGAGAUGCCAUGGGUUGCAGACCACGUGGUUAGUGGAAGCGUGAUUUAUCCCGGCACAGGUAUGCUCAUCAUGGCACUGGAAGCUGCUCGACAAAGCGCCGCGGGAACGCAGCCAAUCCAAGGCAUUGUGGUCAAAGAAGCACUGUUCUCCAGUCCCAUGGUUUUACGACAAGAAGGCGAGGCCGAGCCGAGUGUUGAGGCUAUUUGUCAACUGAGACCCAUCCGAAGGCUGAAUGAGAAAGGUGCCAAUUGGUCCGAGAUCACAAUCUCCACCGUUCACAAUGAGGUCUGGACUGAGUGCUUCCGCUGUACAAUUCAGCUCCAAUACGAUGAGUCCAAUACCGAGAUCGACGGAGGAAGAGAGAGAGUGUUAGCUCGCGAAAACGCGCAGCUUGAGUAUGACGCCGCGCUUGAACGAUGCGCAACAACAUUGCCGUCCACGAGCUUUUACACGUACUGCGCGGACCGAGGUAUCGUAUACGGCCCUUCAUUCAGCAUUCUCAAGAACAUACAGUGGAACAAAGACGGUACAGCCACUGGCCGCGUGAAUAUUGCUCAGUCUUUCGCGGAGUACGAGGGUAUCGUACAUCCUGCGAUCGUCGACGCAGCCUGCCAAGUGUGCUGGCUAGCUUCCUCAAAGGGCUUGACAGAGAACAUGCCGACAGAGAUCCCGCACAGAUUGACAGAUGUGUACGUAGCAGCCUCGGGAUGGAAGGAAAAUCGUACUUCAAACGUUCGGAUAUGUUCAAGAGCGAACUUCAAAGAGGCAGGAAGAGGUAUCGAAGGGAGCAUCACGCUUCUAGGUGAUGAUGGUUCGCUUCUUUGUAGGAUUGGUCGCUUAGAACUGUCACCCAUCGCCGAUAACGCUUUGCCUGAUGGUCGGGAUCGUAAGAUGCUGCACGGCAUACAGCGAGAGCCUUGCUUGUCGCUCCUCACUCCGGCACAGGUGACCGAGAUCGUGAAUACCCACGAAAAGAUCACACCAGUCGAACCGAAAAAGACUGAUUCGCAAAGAUUUUCUGAGGUCUUGCAGCUAGUCAUUGGCGAAACGUUGUCUCAGUUGAAAAGUUCGGACAUUGACAAUGCGCAGCCUCACCUACAAAGAUAUGUAGAGUGGCUGCGAGAGGUCCACGAAACGAACGUAGCACGCGGACUGGACGCAAACCUCGAAGACCUUCUGAAUGAGUUCGACAGUUCACAUUCUCAGUGGGGUUUACACAUCGCCGUCGCACGCGAAUUGCCCCAGAUCAUACGUGGCGAAGCAGACCCACUACACAUCAUUUUCUCGACGAAUCUUGCAGAGCGCUUCUACAUCGAUAUGUUCCAACGCCAUUGCGACGCUAGGUUCGCUAGACUUCUCGAUCUGAUGUCUUUCGAGAAGCCUGGACUCAAGAUCUUGGAAGUCGGGGCUGGAACCGGAUCGAUGACAAGCCAUGUUUUGGCGGCACUCCAAGCUUGCGAACAGCGCUAUGGGGGUGUGCGAUUCGAGAACUACACAUAUACAGACAUCUCCCAUGCUUUCUUCGAGGAUGCUAAAGAUAGGUUCAAGGACCAUUCGAAUCGGAUGGACUUCCGCGUAUUGGAUCUUGAAAAGGAUGUCGUCGGUCAAGGCUACGAACAGGAGACAUAUGACCUCGUCGUCGCGGGAGCAGUUCUACACACAACUGAGAGCCUGCAUAUCCCUCUCCGAAAUGUUCGCAAGUGCCUCAAACCAGGCGGAAAAUUGAUAUUUCUCGAGAAUGUGAUCCCAGAUCUCGCACUCCAAUUUAGCUUCGGUACACUGUCUGGAUGGUGGCGAGGCAAGGAAGACUGGCGCGCUGGGCCUCGGGAUCAAUACACAUCCGAAGCACAGUGGCAGCAAGUUCUCCAGGAGUGCGGCUUUUCCGGAAACGAUGUCGUUUUGAGCGAAAACGAUGCAAAAACGUUCAGCAUCGUCAUGUCAACAGCUGUCGCAGGACCCAAGCAACCACUCGAAACAGGGCGAGUCUUGAUGUGCUUGGAUCCAAAAUCCGACGAACAACGCGACUUCGGGCUAGCUAUCGAGAAGAGUCUGAACACAGAUGGCCGCUAUGCGUGCGAUACGUGCGACCUUAGAGACAUAUCAGAAAGAAACAUCGGCCCCGAUGACCGUGUCAUUGUUCUGUACGAGCUGGGCUGCAGCCGCCUACGAUCCUUGUCCGAAGUGGAAUUUCGCAAUCUCCAGAGCUUAAUCCAGAAGGCGAAGAACAUUCUUUGGCUUACAGAGACCGUAACCGAGGACGAGCAAAGCAUAUUCGCGGGCAUGGCGACAGGUUUCCUCAGAACGAUGCGCUCCGAAGCCACCAACAGUCAGAUUGUCACGCUCGCUUUAGAGAGACUACCCAACGCCUCUUUCAUAAGCGGCAACGACCAUGUUGUUACAGUUUUUAAGUGCUCGUUUGAAGAGGCAUGCAUCGAGGCCGAGUACUUCGUCGAGGGUGACAAGAUUUCCAUUGGACGCCUGCGAGAAGAGAUACCGACUAACACAAGUAUGGUGAAUGCUUCGUACCCGAGCUUGACCUCUGGACGCUGGGGUGAAGGCCCGGCUUUGAAGUUCGAUGUCGGUGUACGUGGGACUUUGGACACUCUGAGAUUCAUUGAAGAUCCGGUUUACUACGAGGAGCUGGGACCCAAUGACGUCGAGGUCGAUGCCAAAGCGUGGGGCUUGAACUUCCGAGACGUGUUUAUUGCCCUUGGCCGCAUGGAUGAGAACGAGUUCGGCCUGGACACAGCUGGAUAUGUGACAAGAGGCAUCCUUCGAAUGACUGAGGGCCAGGGCGUUGACGUCAUCCUAAACUCCUUGGCUGGCGAGGCACUCCACGCUUCCUGGGAGUGUAUCGCACCUUCCGGUCGAUUCGUUGAGAUUGGAAAGGCAGACAUCAAGGCCGGAUCGUCUUUGCCAAUGGCGAAGUUCGAACAAAAUGUCUCUUUCUCUGCUGUCGAUCUGCGCCAAAUCCUAGCUGUGCGAAAAGACUUUUCGCAGAAGCUGAUUACUGCAAUGAUGAGGUUGUUCGAAGCUGGGGAUAUGUCCUGCCCCCAUCCGCGACACCUGUAUCCGGUGUCGGCAGUGGAAGACGCAUUCCGUUUCUUGCAGAGCGGGAAGAACACUGGCCGGAUUGUGAUCAACAACACACCUGACGAGAUUGUUCCCAAAUACCUGGCCGUGCGACCUGCAUGGACAUUUGAUCCUGAAGCUUCCUUCAUGAUAGCUGGAGGGCUCGGAGGUAUUAGUCGGGCGAUUUGUAGAUGGAUGGCUCGACGUGGGGUUAAGCACCUGAUCCUGCCAUCGCGAUCGGGUCCAACAAAGAAGGCAGCACUAGACCUUGUAAAGGACCUGAUGGCCGAUGGGGUGAAUGUCGUAGCGCCAGUGUGCGAUGUGGCUUCGGAGGAGUCGCUCUCGAGACUUCUUGUCGAGUGCGACGCAUCAAUGCCGCCGAUCAAGGGAUGCAUCAAUGCAGCCAUGGUUCUUCAGGACGCUAUCUUCGAGCACAUGACCUUUGAUCAAUGGCAGACGUCGGUACGGGCCAAGGUCCAGACAUCAUGGCAUCUUCACAAGCUUCUCCCGUCUGGCAUGGAUUUUUUCGUUCUCUUGUCAUCGCUCGCAGGUGUGAUUGGCAAUGUGUCGCAGGCAAAUUACGCCGCCGGAAACACGUUUCAGGAUGCAGUCGCCGACUACCGGACCGCUCGUGGUGAGCAGGCAGUGUCCAUCAACCUGGGGUGGAUGAGAACCAUCGGGGUCAUAUCCGAGAAGGAAGAGUAUCAGAGUUUCCGUAUGAAAGGCGCCGACAUGGCAAAGAUUGAGGAGAAAGAGCUUAUGUCCCUGCUUGACAUUUACUGCGAUCCAUCCUACAGUCACUCCCAUCGUUCGAAGAGCCAGAUCCUCAUGGGCACGAUCACACCCUCGGAUCUACGUUCGAGGGGUAUCAUGGUCCCGGAUGCGAUGGAGCGACCGCUUUUCUCAACAUUCGCAACCUGUCCAGACAGUCUCGUCGCUGUCGAAAGUAGCGAGGGCACAGAUGCAGCAGGACUGUUCAGGAAAACCGAAGAUGUCGAACAGAGAGAGAGAAUUGUGGCGGAUGCGUUGGCGAGCAAAAUUGCGCGCUCGCUCUCCAUGGCGCACGACGACAUCGAUCGCGACCGGCCGCUGUUCGCAUAUGGGGUGGACUCUCUUGUCGCUGUAGAACUUCGAAACUGGAUUGGGAAGGAGUUCGCUGCUGAUGUACCCGUAUUCGACAUCAUGGGUGGGGCUACCAUCAAGGCAAUUGGUGUGUUGACGGUGAAGAACAGUUCCGUCGGUAAAUAG
This is a messenger RNA of Boeremia exigua, 5125 nucleotides long. RefSeq names its product KR domain-containing protein. The transcript has 3 exons. NCBI's taxonomy places the organism in Eukaryota, Fungi, Ascomycota, Dothideomycetes, Pleosporales, Didymellaceae. Bases 161 to 5125 code for a protein of 1654 amino acids. The record is from RefSeq and is a predicted model, not a curated record. Gene Ontology annotation, biological process: fatty acid biosynthetic process; secondary metabolite biosynthetic process. Gene Ontology annotation, molecular function: fatty acid synthase activity; oxidoreductase activity; phosphopantetheine binding.